AUGGGGGACUGGAAUUUCCUUGGAGGCAUUCUGGAGGAAGUUCACAUCCACUCUACCAUGAUUGGAAAGAUCUGGCUCACCAUCCUGUUCGUAUUUCGAAUGCUUGUUCUGGGUGUAGCAGCUGAAGAUGUCUGGAAUGAUGAGCAAUCUGGCUUCGUCUGUAAUACAGAACAACCCGGCUGCAGAAAUGUAUGCUAUGACCAGGCCUUUCCUAUCUCCCUCAUUAGAUACUGGGUUUUGCAGGUGCUGUUUGUGUCUUCACCAUCCUUGGUCUACGUGGGCCAUGCUUUGUACCGACUGAGAGUUCUGGAGAAAGAGAGACAGAGGAAGAAAGCUCAAUUGAGAGGAGAACUGGAGGGGAUCGAGUGUGAAAUGCCUGGGGACCGGAGGAGACUGGAGCAAGAACUUUGUCAGCUGGAGCAAAGGAAACUAAACAAAGCUCCGCUUAGAGGAACGUUGCUUUGCACUUAUGUGAUACACAUUUUCACUCGCUCUGUGGUUGAAGUCGGAUUCAUGAUUGGACAGUAUCUUUUAUAUGGAUUUCAUUUAGAUCCUCUGUUUAAAUGCCAUGGCCACCCAUGUCCAAAUAUAAUUGAUUGUUUUGUCUCAAGACCCACAGAGAAGACAAUAUUCCUAUUAUUUAUGCAAUCCAUAGCCACCGUUUCACUUUUCUUAAAUGUUCUAGAAAUUUUCCACCUAGGUUUUAAAAAGAUUAAAAGAGGGCUUUUGGGACAAUAUAAAUUGAACGAUGAGCAUAACAAAUUCUAUGUGAACAAGUCAAAACAAAAUCUUGCCAAAUAUCAAAAUACAUCUGCAAAUUCACUGAAGAAACUCUCUUCUGCAACUGAUUGUAAUCUGCUAGUGGAAAAGCAAAUGCACAUAGCAGUGCACCCUAGUUUAAAUGCAUCUGCAUUUCAAGCGGAUCCUGACAAUCACAGUGGAAAUGAUGAGAAAUGCAUUUUGGAUGAACAGGAAACUGUAUUUUCUAAAGAUAUGUGCACAUUUAGUACUACCUGUAGUCAUCUUCAACACAUCGGCUCAAGUAAUAAAGAAGACACUCAUAAAAUAUUUGGAAAAGAAGUUAAUGGUAACCAGUUAAGGGAAAAAAAAGAAACUGACGGCAAAGACAGCAAAAGAAACCACUACUCUAAAGGUCACUGUUCUAUUCCAGGUGUUGCUAUAGAUCUGGACAACCACGUGGGGCAGUCAUCCCAAACAGCUUUCUCUCCGCCACCUAACUGCACCUGGAAACCCAGGUGGCUUCGUGCUACAUGGGGUCCCUCUACAGAAGAUGAAAAACAGAUGUCACCUCCUAAAGGUAACCUCAGGGGCCAGUUCAGAGAGAGCACAAUCAGAACCAUUCCUCCUUCACAGGGUGACUUCCAACCACCUGACAUUCCAGACACUCCUGAUUCUUUGGGAGAGUUGUCCUUUGAAUCCAAGUCGGUCAGAACCUGCAAUAAUCCUACUGCUUGUCCUCCAAAUCAUUUAGUGUUGCUGACAAACAACCUCAGUGGUAGGAGGGCUCCCACAGACCUUCAGAUCUGAACAGCUGUUGGCUUUUA
Messenger RNA from Diceros bicornis minor, 1565 nucleotides. RefSeq names its product gap junction protein alpha 9 (gene GJA9). The transcript has a single exon. NCBI's taxonomy places the organism in Eukaryota, Metazoa, Chordata, Mammalia, Perissodactyla, Rhinocerotidae. Gene Ontology annotation, cellular component: connexin complex. The coding region runs from base 1 to 1548 and encodes 515 amino acids. Gene Ontology annotation, biological process: cell communication. The record is from RefSeq and is a predicted model, not a curated record.